Messenger RNA from Rattus rattus (black rat), 309 nucleotides. RefSeq names its product mitochondrial import receptor subunit TOM7 homolog. Lineage: Eukaryota; Metazoa; Chordata; Mammalia; Rodentia; Muridae. Gene Ontology annotation, biological process: protein import into mitochondrial matrix. The record is from RefSeq and is a predicted model, not a curated record. The transcript has 2 exons. Bases 1 to 309 code for a protein of 102 amino acids. Gene Ontology annotation, cellular component: mitochondrial outer membrane translocase complex.
AUGGUGAAGAUGAGCAAAGCAGCCACACAGAGGCCGCUGCAGCUCUUCAAGGGCGGCCAAUUUGCCAUCCGCUGGGGCUUUAUCUCUCUCGUGAUUUACCUGGGAUUUACGAGGGGUGAAGAUCCUGGAUUGCCUGAAUCAUCAGUUUUAAGCCUACUCUGGGGAAUAAAGGACCGUUUGGUCAUCUGGCAAUCCAAUAUGGAAGUGACAUUGAAUCAAGCUAUUCAGCCUGGUCGGCGGCAGGGGGAAGCAGGUCACAUUCCUGGCCCGUUGCACCAAUUGCUCCUGCUGGCUCUGGAUGACCUGUAG